AUGGCUUCUCUACACCUCACUGGCGAGGAGGCACUGGGGGAUGCAGCUCCUCUGCAGUCUGUGCACUACUUAGAGUCCCCCACGAGACACCAUUUGUUCUUAUUGUGGCGCAGAGGUCGCCAGCGGGGUUCUCAUCUCGGCGGGGUUGUUGUGACACUUUCGCUUUUUGCUGCUCUUGCUGCAGCUUACUUCGUGUUACGUUGUGGUCUUCAAUUAAAGGCUCGAAAAGGAUCUGGCGGGCUGAGAUCACUUGCGGAUGCGGGGGAAGAAGAAGAAGGCGCUCUGUGGUCCUGUGAAGAGGAGGAAGACUGGGGCUCGGGAGCUGCUGCUGCAGAGGCAGCAGACGGCAACUCAACAGAAGCUGCUGCUUCUGCGGGGGAGGAGGGCGGGAACUUGGAGGCUUCUGAUGCAGAGGCAGAUGGCUGUGACCCGGGAGCUGCUGCUGCAGAGGCAGAAGGCAGUGACCCGGGAGCUGUUGCUGCAGAGGCAGAAGGCAGUGACCCGGGAGCUGCUGCUGGUGCUGCUGCUGCUGCUGGGGCGGAGGGCAGUAACCCGGAACCUGAUCCUGAUGAAGUGGAGCUGGAUGAUGAGAGGAAAGAAGUGGUUUUGAGGGCUUCGGCGUACAUAGAGAAAUUGGUGGGCUUUGCAAAGCGCGCAGUGCCAGUGUUCCAGCAGGUUCCUUUGGAAGCUCUUCGGGAAGGUCUAGGGGGCGUUUUGAUUUUGUGUGUGGUCGAGAUGACUUGCAUGGCCACCCUGCUAAAGGGUGAAGAGCGAGAAGGCAUACAAACUGCCGCUGAGGAUAUCUUGAAUGCCGCAAUCGAGUCGACAAAACGCCUUUCUAGAAAAACUCUUCCAGCCACCACAUUCCGCCACUUCAGGUUCUUGAAGGAGCUCUUGACGAGAAUUCCAAAAAAGGAGCCUGCCAACAUCCCGUUACGCCAGCGUUUGGAAAGGCUACGAGAAAUUUUGACUGUACAAGAGAUGGCGGUUGAGCAAAUGUUGCACGGCAUCCAUGCAAUGGAGGAACUUUGUGAAAACAAAGAGUGGUUGCGCUCUCCAUUCGGAGCACCGAAGUUUGCCAAAAUUUUUAAAAAGACUGCAUCCCUCCGCAGAAACCACGUGCUUCGCGAGAGAACUUUCGGCAUUUGGCUGGUACUGCAGCACAAGAUGUUCUGUCACUACGGACUCACCGCCUACCCUCACCUGCAGUCGCUUGUUAACCAAGUUCCAAAGAGUCAAAAAGAGCAGCUGGGCGAAAUCAGGGGCUCCCCACUGGCAAUGCAGCUGCUCAUGCCAGGAUAUGGAUAUAAAGGGGGAGUGCCAAAGCCAAGAGAGGAGAAAAGCAAAAGACGAAAAAGGACACAAACUAAAGCCCCGGCCCCCAGUGCUCAGAAGCAGUGUCCAGAGGCUGCACCACGUCGAGGUAGUACGCCUGUUAAAGAUCAUUACGUUGUGCCCCCUAGAUUUAAAAAGCCUUCUGAAGAGUCAAAGAUCGCAGAAGUUCCACAGGAAACUCAACUUUCCAGCCCACCUGAUGAUGCCGGCUCCAGUGACAGCAGCUCCCCCAAGCACCCGAGUGGGGCUGAGUCCCCCAUGAGCUCAGAAGAUGCGAAGCUGUCAGAUUCACAGCAGAGUCCUCCGUCAGAGUCUGAGCGCCGUUGCAAAGAACCAGACCCCUCGGAGUCUCCCGGAAAAGCUGCUGCUCCUGCUCCUCCUUCGCCGCAGGAGGAACCGAAAGCAGCGGAUCGUGAGGCUUCUUCUUCACCAGCAGCCCCCAGUAGUGCCGCUGAGUCCACUGGUCACCCCGGCACUUCGAGCCAACCUGGCUGGCCUGGAGCAGCUCGUGCACCCAGGAGCGAAGAGCUUCCCCGAGGAGAGGAGGCCCAAGAUCUCAGUGCGCGUUUCGAAACGCGCAGCUCGCCUGAGGCCCCACAGCGCCGCCCGCCUCCAGGCUUUCCACCUCUUCCUGCUUACCCUCCCCCGCAAGUUGGUAAAGCUGUUGGGGAACUGGGUAAGCCCCCACACACUCCCGGACAAUAUGGGUUUCCUACGGAACGUAGUUCCAGUGGGGACCUGGCUGAACUUGGGGCUUCUUCUCUUCCUUUCCUUUCGGAUGCUCGGGUGGCCCAGCAGCAGCCCGAGGCUUUCCCGCCAGCGGCGCUCCGUACGGAUUUUGCAGGUCCUGGCGCUCCUCCGCAGCAGUAUGGCUUUCCUGGCGCUCCCGGGGCCCCCGUUCGCUCUCGAGCUCCCGAGGGGCCCCCCAUUAGUUUGUCGGACCUCCCUCGAUCCAGCCAUGGAUUUCCCGGACCCGUCGAAGGCCAGUAUUCCGAGCGGCCCCAGUUCCCCGGGCCUCCCGCUUCACCGCGGAAGAUGCCGCCGGGCCGGCUUGCAGGCCCCGCUGCUUACUUCCCGCCUAGUCAAGCUAGCGCACCCCGUGCUGCAGCUCGUUUUGCCUUCCCUGCAGCUGCUGCAGCUGCUGCAGCUGCGGACAGCCCGUGGCAGUUUCCGCCAUCUGACCUUUCUGGCGUCUUUUCUCCGCCUCCGCCCUUCAUUCCUCCUGAGUCUUUCUUCCCCGGCGGCCGCAGCCCGGAGCCCACCCAACACUUUCCCUCUGAGGGCACUUUUUUCCCAAGUGCUUUCUCGUUCUCGCCCCCCCCUGACUUUGGGAGAGACGCCGGAAGGCUCUCCUUCCCUGCGGGCCACAGAGGCGAAGCCUGGUGGCCUGAGGAGCUGUCCUCUCAGCCUUACUUAGAACUGCAGCAGCCCAUUCUGACGCAGUAUCCUCAAGAAAUUUCGGACGAGGAGCUUUUGCUGCAUUUGGGGGGAGGAAGUUCUUUGUUAGACUGGCCAGCGGGGUCGCUGGCAGCCCUUGGAGGUGCUCCUUUGCAGACUCGCUGGUCAACUCAAGACGACGCCACUCCCCCAGCUUACCAAGGCUUUCCUUUCUCUUUUCCUGAAGAGAGCGGCUGGUGGCCAACAAGAGCCCCCCAACGCCCCCCGCCGGACUUCGAGAAGGCCCCGGGAGCCUCUUGGGGCGGGCCAGCGAGAAGGCGCUCCACGUUCAAAGGAAUGGCCACGGGAGAGCCCAAGCCGAGGUCUUCUCACGGCGCGGAACAAUAG
Messenger RNA from Eimeria necatrix, 3120 nucleotides. RefSeq lists its product as hypothetical. The coding region runs from base 1 to 3120 and encodes 1039 amino acids. NCBI's taxonomy places the organism in Eukaryota, Apicomplexa, Conoidasida, Eucoccidiorida, Eimeriidae. The record is from RefSeq and is a predicted model, not a curated record. The transcript has a single exon.